GAGCUCCUCAAGGUACUUUACCCCUCUUUUCCUCUCUCCCUAUACCGUCCUUUUCGUCUAUAUUGCCAUAUCACAGCUAUGGAAGCCAAUGCCCCCCAUAUCUCACGUUGCAGUCUACUCAACUACACAAGCCGAUCGGACUGGCUAAUUUGAUGGUUAUGUUUGGGUAAAAAACAGAUGCAGGACCACCUCCCACCUGGCAUCUCAAUAGCGAAAUCGGAUAACCUCGAGGAAUGGCAAAUGGACAUUAAAGUAUUGGACGAGAACCCGCUCUACCAGAACCAGGUGUAUCGGCUCAAAUUCACCUUCGGGACCAAGUAUCCCAUUGAACCUCCGGAGGUCCAAUUCAUCGAAUGCCCAUCCACUUCCGAAACGCCGCGUCCGAUCCCCAUUCAUCCACACAUUUACAGCAACGGAAUCAUUUGUCUAGAUCUGUUAAGUUCCGCUGGCUGGUCCCCGGUACAAACCGUGGAGAGUGUCUGCAUGAGCAUCCAGAGCAUGCUAACUACGAACACACGUAACGAGCGACCACCGGGUGACAGCGACUUUGUCUCGUACAAUCGGCGCCGACCGCGGGACAUCAACUUCUUCUACGACGAUGAUAAUGUAUAGAGGGUACCAUUUACUCUGACAUAUUAUGUGAUCGCCUGGCUUGGUUCUGUUGUUUUGGUCUGGUUAGAUUGAGUAGUGGAAAGAGGGGGAAAUCGAUUAAUGGGACUGAGCCUACUACACCUACUUGUUGGCUAGGCUACUCUACUAUUCAGGAUAACAUGGCUAGACGCUGAAUUGGCUAUGAAGACUUUCACAUUCUAUGUUUUCUUUCGUCUUGGAAGGAUCUUAUGCCGUUAGUUGAUGUCAGAGCGUCUGUCUUCUUGCAUUUGCGCUGGCGCAGUUCACGA
Molecule: messenger RNA, 899 nt
Organism: Aspergillus wentii DTO 134E9
Lineage: Eukaryota; Fungi; Ascomycota; Eurotiomycetes; Eurotiales; Aspergillaceae
Product: ubiquitin-conjugating enzyme E2
Exons: 2
Coding region: 178-612 (144 amino acids)
Biological process (GO): protein polyubiquitination; proteasome-mediated ubiquitin-dependent protein catabolic process
Cellular component (GO): nucleus
Molecular function (GO): ubiquitin conjugating enzyme activity
Source: RefSeq, a predicted model, not a curated record